Ailuropoda melanoleuca (giant panda) is the source of this 6002-nucleotide messenger RNA. RefSeq names its product villin like (gene VILL). Gene Ontology annotation, biological process: cytoskeleton organization; actin filament severing; actin polymerization or depolymerization. Lineage: Eukaryota; Metazoa; Chordata; Mammalia; Carnivora; Ursidae. Gene Ontology annotation, molecular function: phosphatidylinositol-4,5-bisphosphate binding; actin filament binding. The record is from RefSeq and is a predicted model, not a curated record. The coding region runs from base 2915 to 5518 and encodes 867 amino acids. The transcript is spliced from 20 exons. Gene Ontology annotation, cellular component: cytoplasm; actin cytoskeleton.
CCUGUGAGCAGUACCCUGGGUCUCAGUUUCCUCUCUCUGUGUCAUGGAUGUGAUCUCAUGAGCUGGAGCUUGUCCACACCAGACACAGAGCAGUGCUGCUUAGUUGCCCCCUCCCCCCCGGACUGACCUGGGGCCCACUGCCUCGGAUCACAGGUACAGGGUGGUGCCCGCCAUUCUGGAGUAGGGCAGUCGAGCCCAUCCAGAGUCUUCUGGAUUCCAGAGACCCAGAGCAUUCUGGGGAGGGACUUGGGAGAGGUCCUUGUGCCCGCCACCACAAUGGGGAGGCUGGGUUGCACCAGGUGGGGUGUCCGGCUCCCAAGAGCGACCGCCUCUGCCUUCUCACAGGACAUGUCAGCUCAGAAAAAGCUUGAGAAACGUGUCCAGAGUCACGCGGCCAGGGGCGCUUCAGCGGAGGCUGGAACCUGACUCUGAGGAAGGCUCAACCCCGGGCCUCCGUGUCGGGAAGGGGCCUAGGAAGGGUCCAGUGAUCAGGGCCCAGACCACAGGCGCACAUCAGCAGAUACUAAUUAAGCAGCCGUUGUGAGCCAGACACCAUUCUAGAUGCAGGGAAUAGCAGUGAGCAAGGCUCUGCCCACAAGGCCCUCACAUUGCAGCUGGGGACACAAGACACUGAGCAAGGACCCAAAGCAGUAUGGUUACCUGCUUCUGGAAGCACGAGGAACAGGAGGAAAGUGGCGGGUGGCUGGGAAGAGCAUUGCUUUAGUUAACAUGGUCAGGGAGGGCCCCUCUAGGGAGGUGUCAUUUGGAUUGAGGCCAGAAUGCGGAAAAGGAGCCAUGGGAAGAUUUAGGGGAGAGGCUUCUGGCAGAGGUAACAGCAAGUACAAAGGUCCAGAGACUAGAAUGAGGUCGGUGUCUUAAGGGACAAUGAGAAAUUUGUAGUGAGAACACAAUGAGGAAUGGGGAGAGUGAAUGGAGAUGCAGCCAGAGGGACAGGUGAUUUGGGGUUUUAGUUUAGGGAAGCCACUGGAAGGUUUAAAGCAGGGGAAUAGUGUGAUCUAUUUGUGGUUAAGAGAUUCCUUUGGCUACUGUAGGAGGAUGGACAGAGGGGCCAGAGAGACCAGGAGACACAGAGGGAGGCUCAGGCUGAACUGGUGAGAGGCUGGCUCCUGGGGCAGGGCAGGGAGGCCCAGCCAAGUUCAGGAUCUAGGAUGAACCAGACUGGCUAGUGGCCACCCUGUGCAUGGGGAGGGAAGGAGAGGAACCUGGGAUGGCCCCCAGGUAUGGGGCCUGAGCUACCAGCUGGAUGUUCAUGCCAUUUCUUGGCCUGGGAGGAGGUGUCAGAGAGGCCUGACCCGGAUGUCAAGUGUGAGGUCAGAUGCACCAGGACAGAUGUGACCAGACAGAUGAAGGAUGAAGGGUGGGCAGGGGGUUGGGGUUCGGAAGGAGUGGGGGUCCAUGCUGGAAGAGAUGCUAGCAUUCCCCUGGCAUUUACAGCCUGGGGACUGGAACUUGGAAGAAAACAGACAAGAGACAGGAGAUAAGGCCUGAGUUGUGUGCCCAGUGAUAUUUGAAGGCCCCAGCGGAGAGGGCAGAGUGGCCAGUGAGGUGGGGAGAACACUUGGGCUGUGAGGUGUUUCCAGAGGAAGGGUGAUCAGUGGGUCCCUGGGUGGGAAGAGGGAGGGUAAGAUGAAGACAGACAACCAACCACCUGCUGUGGCAAGAGUGGGCAUUGAGGACUAGGAAAGAGCCAUUUCCAGGGAGUUCUGGAACAAACCAAGCAGAGUGCACAGGAGGAGGCGGGAAGAAGCUGCAGUGAGGAAUGAGGACACAGACUUUGCUGAGCUCAGGGACAAAAGGAGUCAGGGGAACAGGUGGAGGCAAACACACACACGCGCGCACACACACACCAUCAUAUAAAGGAACAGAGGAUUAAACAGGCAUUCUCUCACACACGAGAUCAGACACGUACAGGGACUAACCACCCGUCCUGGGACGCAGGCAUCCCACACACAGGGACCCAUUAACUCUGUCUGUUAGCUACAGUCACAUACUGGCAGUAGGUCUGACCGGGCCCAGGUAGACCCAGACUUCCUGGAGUCACCCCCUCUAUGUGACAGGGAGUAGUGGGGGUGAGGCCUGGACAUGGGGAAAGGGUCUUGAGGCCAGUGGGCAGGUUUUAGCAGUAUGUCUUGGCAAAGGAGUCCCACUGCUUGAGCCGUGGCUAGAACUAAGGCCAAUAGCCUAAAGUAAGGGGGGGGGGCCUGUUCCUGGAGUUUCUGGUAUGUUCUAUUUUCAGCACCUACGUUUCUCCACCCUACAAUCGGGGAGGAAAGGAGGGAGCAGCCCGAGGUGUGGGAAAGUUGUCUUCCCUGCAAGGGCAGGACUGGCCUCUCCCACGAUGGGUAUCAGGGCUCCCUGGGGAGGGCUGUGCUGGGCAGCAAGACCAAAUGGGGAGCAGCAAGGACAGCAGAGACACUAGAGGAAACCCUGGCCACCUCCCCCACCUCCUGAAGUGACUUGGGUCUCACAGAACCAGACUGCCAACCCUGCCCCCAACAGCUUUGGUCCUCCUUCUUCCUAAGGUUUGUUGGAGUGGCCUGGCCUUCGAGGGGUCAGGGAUCAGGGGUUCAUCAGGCCCUCAGAGAAGGAAAGUCACGGAAUAUUCCACACCUCCCAUCUUGGUCCAGCCCAGAGCUCCAAGACCUGCUGUCUCUGGCCUCCAGUCCCCAGGAGGUACCUGGCAGACAAGCCAUGGCCCUGCAGACAGGGUGGCUCUCAGAAAGCUGGGUCAAUAUUUGUGGACUGACUGACUGACUACAUUUGAAGCCCAGCCCACAGGUGGUGAGGUGUGUCCUGCUGGGCGGGAGCAGGGACUGAGUUACAGUGCUGGGGCAGGUUGGGGGACAGGCCCAGCACUGCCUGCUGGCCCGGAAAGAGAGCACCUUCCUGCAGGAUGGACAUCGGCAAGGGCCUCCCAGCCAUUGAGCGCCACAGGGACCUCCACAUAUGGAUCAUUGAGAACCUGAGGGUGGUGCCAGUCCCCGAGAGGGCUUAUGGGAACUUCUUCGAGGAACACUGCUACAUCGUCCUCCACGUUCCCCAGAACCUGAAGGCCGCGCAGGGGGCGCCCAGCGACCUGCACUACUGGGUCGGGAAGGAGGCCGACGCGCAGGCGCAGGGCGAGGCGGGCGCCUUCGUGCAGCACCUGCAGGAGGUGCUGGGGGCCGCCGCCACCGUGCAGCACCGGGAGGCGCAGGGUCACGAGUCCGACUGCUUCCGCAGCUACUUCCGCCCGGGAAUCGUGAGAGCCCAUUCCCUCCUCAGCUACAGGAAAGGAGGCCUGGCCUCUGGCCUCAGGCAUGUGGAGACCAACAUGUACAAUAUUCAGCGACUGCUGCACAUCCAAGCGGGGAAGCACGUGUCAGCCACCGAGGUGGAGCUCUCUUGGAACAGUUUUAAUAAGAAUGACAUCUUCCUGCUGGACCUGGGCAAGGUGAUGAUCCAGUGGAAUGGGCCCGAGACCAGCAUUCCUGAGAAGGCGCGGGGCCGGGCCCUGACCUACAGCCUCCAGGACAGGGAGCGUGGUGGUCGUGCACAGAUUGGUGAGGUGAAUGACGAGGUGGAAGCCGCCGACCUCGUGCAGGUCAUGGAAGCUGUGCUGGGCUGCAGGGUGGGCAGCCUUCAGGCCACCACGCCCAGCAAGAGUAUUAACCAGCUGCAGAAGGCCAGUGUCCGCCUCUACCAUGUUUGUGAGAAGGAUGAGGACUUGGUGAUCCAGGAGUUGGCGACCUGCCCACUAACCCAAGACCUACUGCAGGAGGAGAACUACUACAUCCUGGACCAGGGUGGUUUCAAGAUCUAUGUGUGGCAGGGAUGCAGGUCCGGCCUCCAGGAGAAAAAGGAGGCUGCCUUCAGCCAGGCUCUGGCCUUCAUUCAGGCCAAGGGCUAUCCGACCUACACCAACGUGGAGGUGGUGAACGACGGCGCCGAGUCGGCCGCGUUCAAACAGCUCUUCCAGACUUGGUCUACGAAGCAGCAAAGGAACAAGAACCUCGGCGGGAUGAGUAAAUUGACUCAGGUAAGGCUGGAUGUGGGUCAGCUGCACAGUCAGCCUGAGCUAGCGGCCCAGCUCCGGAUGGUGGACGACGCCUCCGGGAAGGUGGAGGUGUGGUGCAUCCAGGACUCACACAGACAGCCCGUGGAGCGCAAGCACCACGGACAGCUGUACGCGGGCAACUGCUACCUGGUCCUCUACACAUACCAGAAGAUGGGCCGCGCCCAGCACGUCCUGUACCUGUGGCAGGGCCACCAGGCCACCACAUGUGAGAUCAACGGCCUGAACUGCAACGCUGAGGAGCUAGACCUCCUGUACCAUGGCGCCCUGGUGCAGGAGCACGUGACCAUGGGCAGCGAGCCCCCUCACUUCCUCGCCAUCCUCCAGGGCCAGCUGGUGGUCUUCCAGGGGCGCAUGGGGCACAAUGGGAAGGGGCAACCACCAUCUGCCACGAGGCUCUUCCAUGUGCAAGGCACAGACAGCUAUAACACCAGGACCGUGGAGGUGCAAGCCCGUGCCUCAGCUCUCAACUCCAGUGACAUCUUCUUGCUGGUCACAGCUAGCACCUGCUACCUCUGGUUUGGAAAGGGCUGCAGCGGUGACCAGCGUGAGAUGGCGCGUACGGUGGUCACUGCCAUCUCUGGGGAGAACAAGGAAACGGUGCUGGAGGGUCAAGAACCUCCCCACUUCUGGGAGGCCCUGGGAGGCCGGGCUCCCUACCCCAGCCACAAGAGGCUUCCGGAGGAUGUCUCCAGCUUCCAGCCACGGCUGUUUGAGUGCUCCAGCCAGAUGGGCCACCUGGUCCUCACAGAAGUGGUGUUCUUCAGCCAAGAGGACCUGGACAAGUAUGACAUCAUGUUACUGGACACCUGGCAGGAGAUCUUCCUGUGGCUGGGGGAAGCUGCCAGCAAGCGGAAGGAGUCGUCGGUGGCCUGGGGCCAGGAGUACCUGAAGACGCACCCGGCAGGGAGGAGCCCCACCACGCCCAUCGUGGUGAUCAAGCAGGGCCAUGAGCCUCCCACCUUCACUGGAUGGUUCCUCACCUGGGACCCCUACAAGUGGACUAACAACCAGUCCUGUGAGGAGGUGGUGGAUGGCAGCCUGGGAGCAAGACCUGCCAUAGCUGAAAUAACAGCAGAACUCAACAACUUCCACCUGUCUAGAGGGCCAAGCAAUGGCAGGGCAGGCCCCUUGACCCUGCGGAGCCUCAAGGGCUCCCAGGAGGUCUCAGGGAAUGAGCUGCAGCGAGGCCCCAAGGCCGGUGGCACCAGCACCGGCAGCUACCACAGCAGCCCCAGACUCAGCAUCAGUGGGAGCCUGCCCCGAGAACAGCUAAUGCACCAGGCUGCCGAAGACCUGCCAGAGGGCGUGGACCCAGCCCACAAGGAGUCCUAUCUCUCCGACUCUGACUUCCAAGAUAUCUUUGGGAAAUCCAAGGAAGAAUUCUAUAGCAUGGCCAAGUGGAGGCAGCAGCAGGAGAAAAAGCGGCUUGGCUUUUUCUGACCCCAGGCCCUGCCCCUGCCUGUGCCACCCACAUGGCCAGGACCUUGGGUACCUCCCCCAUACAUACCUGAGCCCCUGGGGAGACCCCGCUGGCACAUCCUAGUCGGAGACUCCUGGGUCAUCCCCUCCACCCCAGUCAAUAAAAGCUGGUGGUCCUCACAAGGUGUGGCAUGCGGGAUUUCAAGUCUGGAUCACUCAGUUAGUCCACCUCUGGGGGGAAGGGGCCUCUGGGACUGCAGGGGCUAGUCUGUGAUGUUCCGGAGGACUGAGCUCUCUCCACUGUCUUCCAUGGAGGGGUUUGUUUCUCACUGGUCCUUCCUGCCCAAGGGGACAGACAACCCUCCUACUCACAGCGUGAGUGUGGGGCAAGUGGAGAGAGAGAGAGAGGUGCUAGGGCUCCUCUCUCCACAUACAUGCACACGCACGCGUGCACGCACACACACACACACACACACACUCGGGUGCCCUUUAUAGGGAUUUUCUG